CCUCCAUCCAUUUUUCAUUUUUUAUCUUUUCUUCUCCGUCCGAAUUCUUCAAUUUCUGAAGCGCAGAUUCUUUGUGCGCGCAAUUGGUGAUUCUAGCUUUCUGGGUUUUGGGUUUUGUGAUCUUGGUUGGUUGGGCAUGGCGACCGCAGUUGGGGUGAUUGGGGGCCGCGGAUCUUCUUCGUCUUCUUGGAUGCAGGUGCGGAGGAAGAAGGAGAAGACGACGAUGGGGAGAGGAAAGGUUUUUUGUGUUGCUUCUUCUGUCACGGAUCCCUACAAGACUCUUCGGAUCCAGCCCGGUGCUUCUGAAUCUGAGGUCCGGAAAGCCUUCAGACGACUCGCUCUGCAGUAUCAUCCGGAUGUGUGCAGAGGAAGCAAUUGCGGAGUCGAGUUUUGCCAUAUCAAUGAAGCUUAUGAUAUUGUGAUGAGUAAUUUGAGAGGGGAACCAAGGGGACCGGACGAAGAUCAAGGAAUCGACGAGCCGAUGCGAGGGAUGAACGAUCCAGACUGGGACAUGUGGGAAGAGUGGAUGGGUUGGGAAGGAGCAGGGAUCCGGGAUUAUUCCUCCCACAUUAACCCCUACAUUUGAAAGCUUUUCUACUGAUUAAACACCCUGUCACCAUGGGCAUCCCAAUAGUUGCAGCUUCAGACUCUUAAAGUUUGAGAUUUCGGGUCUCGGCAUCGGCAAAAGAUGAACCCUCGCUCAACGUGUAGCUCAGAUUCGAUGCCUCUGUUCAAGCGACACACCCACUUUCAACCAAAAAUUCACUGUGCAGUUGAUUGGUAAGUUGGUGUUUGUAAAUAUGCUGGGAAGAGGGUUCAAAUUUGAAAUUUGUCUUUGGGAAGAGGAUGUGAUUGGGUUUGAUUCAUCCAUGGGAGGGCUUUUAUAUCUCCUUUUGUAAAUGAAAAUAAAGAAGUCUGUGGUCGUACUUGCACAUAGUAAUGGGAGAUAGUAGUAGUGAACCAAUCAUGGUUUGCCUAAUCAUGAUUUGGGUUUUAAUUUCCAUCUCCACUUCUUUUUCAAUUUAAGAAAUCAUGUAUGCUUCACCAAAUGGAUUGAUAUAAUAAUUGUAUAAGAAAGUUGUGUUAUUUUA
Molecule: messenger RNA, 1091 nt
Organism: Malania oleifera
Lineage: Eukaryota; Viridiplantae; Streptophyta; Magnoliopsida; Santalales; Ximeniaceae
Product: chaperone protein dnaJ 8, chloroplastic
Exons: 3
Coding region: 137-586 (149 amino acids)
Source: RefSeq, a predicted model, not a curated record